Molecule: messenger RNA, 2135 nt
Organism: Colias croceus (clouded yellow)
Lineage: Eukaryota; Metazoa; Arthropoda; Insecta; Lepidoptera; Pieridae
Gene: slif
Product: cationic amino acid transporter 3
Exons: 11
Coding region: 121-1890 (589 amino acids)
Biological process (GO): transmembrane transport; amino acid transport
Cellular component (GO): plasma membrane
Molecular function (GO): amino acid transmembrane transporter activity
Source: RefSeq, a predicted model, not a curated record
AGGAUGCAUGCGCGUGCGUCGGUUGUUCCUGUGUGUGUUUCUGUGUGUGUGUACGAGUUCAGCUGAUUUACUUAUAUAUAGAGAAAUUGGAUUAAAUAAACUGUAUAAAUAAAUAAUAAGAUGAGCUGUCUCAGAUUACUCGCGGCAUUCCGUCGCUGCAAGCAGCUGCAAGACGGGGAUACCUCCACACCCCUCUCCCGAUGCCUGGGUCUGAUCGACCUCACGGCUCUGGGGGUUGGAAGUACCCUGGGGUUAGGAGUGUAUGUACUGGCUGGUGCCGUGGCGAAGACAGUCGCUGGUCCUGCUGUGACCUUGAGUUUUUUGGUGGCUGCAAUAGCUUCAGCCUUUGCAGGUCUCUGCUACGCUGAAUUCGCAGCGCGCGUACCCAAAGCUGGCUCCGCAUAUGUGUACAGCUAUGUGAGUGUUGGUGAAUUCAUAGCCUUCACCAUUGGUUGGAACCUUAUCCUAGAGUAUGUGAUCGGUACGGCCAGCGUGGCCAAAGGCAUGGCCAAUUAUAUAGACAGCUUGUGCAAUAACUCCAUGGCCAAUACUAUGACCAGGAUUGCGCCGAUUCAUGUGUCGUUUUUGGCGGAUUAUCCUGACUUCUUUGCGUUUGGACUCGUUCUGCUUAUUACAGUGCUUUUGGGUGUCGGUGUACGGGAAUCUACAAAACUGAACAAUGUGUUCACGGCUCUGAACAUGGCGACUGUUGUCAUUGUCGUCAUUGCUGGAGCUAUAAAAAGUGACCCAUCAAACUGGCGCAUCGACGUAGCCGACAUUCCCGAGGAAUACCGUUCGUCCGCCGGUGCCGGGGGCUUCAUGCCGUGGGGUGUGGCUGGUGUCAUGGCGGGCGCUGCCAAGUGUUUCUUUGGCUUCGUCGGCUUUGACUGUGUAGCCACUACAGGAGAAGAGGCCAAAAACCCCAAGAGAGAUAUACCACUGUCGAUCGUUAUGUCUUUGGCGAUUAUUUUCUUGUCGUAUUUCACGAUCGCUACUGUACUGACCAUGAUGUGGCCGUAUUAUUUGCAGGACGCAGAUGCCCCCUUCCCCCACGUGUUCACCCAAGUGGGUCUCCCAGCUAUCAAGUGGAUCGUCACAAUCGGCGCCAUCUUUGCUCUUUGCACCAGUUUACUUGGCGCAAUGUUCCCUUUACCACGAGUGUUAUACGCCAUGGCAAGCGAUGGAGUGCUGUUCAGACCCUUGGCUGUUAUUAACAAGAAGACACAGACUCCAUUAUUGGCUACUGCAUUGAGUGGACUAUUAUCUGCAACAAUGGCGGCCAUAUUCAACUUAAACCAACUCAUCGACAUGAUGUCCAUCGGCACACUGCUCGCCUACACAAUUGUUGCAAUUAGUGUACUUAUGUUGAGGUACGAAGAAGAGCCAGUACCCCAAUUAGUGGGGGCGAAGCCUCUGGCGGAGUCCCCCGCGGGUGUGGCGAAGCAACUGUUCAACCUGCUCGGCCUUAAGGAGCCCACCAAGCUGUCCGCUAAUGUCGCCAAGUGCACUAUAUUUAUUUUCUUCAUAGUAGCGCUAGUGACAUGCGCGCUGCUGACAGCGAGCUCGGUGAGCGUCGUGCUGUGUGCGCUGGGCGCCGCACUGCUGCUGCUGCUGCUCGUGCUGUACCGGCAGCCGCGCCGCAACGUGCAGCACCUCACGUUCAAGGUGCCAUUAGUUCCGUUGGUGCCGUACCUCAGCGUGUGCAUGAACAUCUACCUCAUGGUACAGCUCGACUAUCAGACCUGGGUUCGAUUCAUCAUAUGGCUGGCUCUUGGUUACUUCAUAUACUUCUUCUAUGGCAUCAGCAACAGUUCGCUAAAGGAGAAGAAAGUCCCGCCACCAACGACAAAUGGAAAAUACGAAGAAAAACAUAUUAUUACUAAAUUUUGACGAAAUCAAACAAUAUUUUAGGAUGCGUGAAAAUCACAUUUAGUCAAACGUAUAAAAAAUUAUCUAAAAUACAACUCGUUUUUUUAAUAACAAUAAUUAUAGAAAUUCGCGCGCAUUUUUGACGUUAAUUUUUUAUCCACAUGACUUUGACAUUUCAAAACCGAUAAUUAUUAUUAAUAGUUCUGUUCUGUGUUUAGUUUUAUUUAAUUUAAAUCUGUGAUUUAUGUUGUGUUGUGUUAACUGUG